Molecule: messenger RNA, 2169 nt
Organism: Penicillium cinerascens
Lineage: Eukaryota; Fungi; Ascomycota; Eurotiomycetes; Eurotiales; Aspergillaceae
Product: Zn(II)2Cys6 transcription factor
Exons: 7
Coding region: 1-2169 (722 amino acids)
Biological process (GO): regulation of DNA-templated transcription
Cellular component (GO): nucleus
Molecular function (GO): transcription cis-regulatory region binding; DNA-binding transcription factor activity, RNA polymerase II-specific; zinc ion binding
Source: RefSeq, a predicted model, not a curated record
AUGGACGGACAGGGCAGCUCCACCGGCCCUUCAAAACAGCCGGCAUGUCUGAACUGUCGUCGCAGCAAGAUCCGCUGCAAUCGACCGGCGGGCCAUGCGCGGUGCGAGAAGUGUCGCCAGGCGGAUGCCGACUGCAUCGUGCCGAGCCACCAUCUCGGGCGGCAGAAGGGGGUGAAGAACAAGCGAAAAGGCCUCGAGAAGGCUAUCCAUCAGAUCGAGCAGGCCAUCAAGCGGCCAAAGGUCGAUGCGUCGGGACCGGAUGAUGCACAAAAGGCCAUUUCGGGCCUGCAGGAACUGCUCAUUCGGUUCCAGGGGCAGCUUCAAAGUGAAGAUGCUUUUGAGAGCCCUGAUAUGUCUCGCAAUCUGCCACCUCCGUCUCGGGAUACGAGUGCAGAGGAAAGUCUUGCUCUCGAUGAUGCGGAGAAUCCUCUCCAGCUCCUUGCCAGAGCAUCGGAUCUUCAGUUGUCUCCCACAGGCGUGCGACAUGUCCCAAAGUCUCCGCUUCCGUCGGUAGCGUCGUUGCCACAGGAGAGCAGUGAGCUUGAGCUGAGUGCAAAGUCAUUCUUCGUUCCAACCAGAGCUCACCUGGAUAUUGGGACUGAAUUGGACCCUAUUGAUUUGGGGCUUGUUACGUUUGACGAGGCAGAAUCUUUGUUCUCUUUCUUUUACCAGAACCUUGCGCAUACACGAUGGGGCCUGGAUCCCCUCGUGCACACGCCACGUUUUGUGCGCGCUCAGUCCGCUUUCCUAUUUACCUCAAUUAUGGCUGUCGCAGCGCUCUUCUUGCCCUCUGCCGCUGCAUUGUCGAAUAGGCUAUCAAGACAUUGCAAGUGGCUUGCGAAGCGGGUGGUGACCCAUCGCUAUAGGUCAGUGGAAAUAGUGCUCGCCUUCAUGGUGAAUGUCCCGUGGAUGCCUCCCGGAGACCGACUAGGAGACGACGAUACUUGCUCAUAUAUAGCCAUGGCACUCACCGUUGCCUUGGACCUGUCGUUGAACAAGAUCGUCACGCCGUCUUCAAGUUUCGAUUUAAGUCUCCUGAACCGUCUUCCUCGGGCCGACUGCAUCGAUGCGAAGAGAGCAAUGCACAUGGAUGGGUUCGACGAUGUUGACCCUCACUCGGAGUGGGGUCGUCGACUGCUUCGAAGACGAGAGAGAACUUGGAUUGCGUUGUUCGUUGUUGAGAGAGGUGUUUGCCUUGCUCGAGGGCGAAAUUAUACUGUUCCCUCAACAUCACUUAUUGAGAAUUGCGAUACAUGGCAUCGGACAGACAUUGCAGAUCGGCGUGACGGGCCCAUGAACUCGAUGGCAGUCCUGCGAAGAGAUCUGGAUGAUCUAUUCAGAAAAGUCAAGUCGAGCUGUGAUAGCUAUCGGAUCGUUGACACCGGAUCUGAAGCUGCCCAAACCAUUAAGAAGACCAUAGAAAGUUUCUACGAGCGCUGGUACGCAACGUGGGCAUUAGCAAUUGGCGAAGGUGGAGCGCGUUCUCUUCCACCAUAUGUCGAGAUUUUGGUGACGCACACUCAAUUAUCCACCUACGGCGGUGUCAUCAAUCACCCCACAGCGCCCCUCGAAGUAAAGCGCUUCUUCCGCGCAGCGGGACUAUCUUCCGCCCUCAACGUUCUCCGAGCCGCCAUUCAAGGCGAAGGCCGACUCAAAUCCAUGCCGAACAACACGGUCAUCAUGAUCUCAUUCGCGGCAUGCUCAGCACUCAGUCUCAGCGUGACACCAGGCGACAGUCGGUCGAGUUUGGCUCCGAGUGUCCGAACUCUGAUCGAAGAGACCGCAGGAGUCCUGGAACGAAUUGGAGCCACCCCGAGUCACCGUGGCGGGGCGUCGGUGCUAUAUGGGAGAUUCUUGCGCGAGUUGAUUCGACGAGGACCCAAUAUGCCCAACACUCAGCUGCGACCUAAUCGUCGGCCACUAGAUAUUCCAGAUCCGGUGAUACCACCCACCAGUCUGGGUGAGCAGGCGUUGGCAACAUCGCAGGCUCUCCCUCCAGGAGAUCUCUGGACCGAGCCGAUGCAGUUCUCCUCCAUGUCCGAUAAUCAAAUUAUCGAUGCGGUCAAUCGUGCCGGCAGUGCGUUUGGAGCAUCGAUCCCAGACGUUCCUUUCGACAAUAUGCUUAGUUGGGACUGGCUUGAUUUUGCCAACCCCGAUUUCAACUUUUAG